Messenger RNA from Humulus lupulus (European hop), 1176 nucleotides. Its product is annotated as nuclear cap-binding protein subunit 2. Gene Ontology annotation, molecular function: RNA cap binding. Bases 251 to 1009 code for a protein of 252 amino acids. The transcript is spliced from 9 exons. Gene Ontology annotation, cellular component: nuclear cap binding complex. The record is from RefSeq and is a predicted model, not a curated record. Lineage: Eukaryota; Viridiplantae; Streptophyta; Magnoliopsida; Rosales; Cannabaceae. Gene Ontology annotation, biological process: mRNA cis splicing, via spliceosome.
ACGAUACGACGCCGUUUUUGGGUUAGCAAAUACGAGACAGAGAGACCUACUGCCAAGGCCAAGGUGCCCAGGCUUUGAGAGAGAGGUCUCCGUCUCCGUCCGUGGUGAAUGAGGAGAGAGUGAAGGGAGGGUCAGAGUCCGACAACCUCGCCAACGAGACCAAGUGGAACCUCAAACCUCAAGUUUGCGUAUUGUGGAAUUUAUUUUUCUAAAUUCUGUUCAGUGGGUUUAUCCCAAGUUGCAUAACGCCAUGGCUUCUUUAUUCAAGGAUCUAACCAAGCUUUCAGCAUAUCGGGAUAGAAGGUUUCCCGGUUCACAAGAGGAAUUUGAACAAGCACUUCUGGCAUCGAAUACUUGUUAUGUUGGGAACAUGUCCUUUUAUACAACUGAGGAGCAAGUUUAUGAGCUUUUCUCCCGUGCUGGAGAAAUUAAGAAGAUAAUUAUGGGAUUGGAUAAGAAUACAAAAACACCUUGUGGUUUUUGUUUUGUAAUAUAUUAUUCUAGGGAGGAUACAGAGGAUGCUGUCAAAUAUAUAAGUGGGACGAUUCUUGAUGAUCGUCCUAUUCGUGUGGAUUUUGAUUGGGGAUUCCAAGAAGGCAGGCAAUGGGGCCGAGGUCGAAGUGGUGGACAGGUGCGUGACGAAUAUCGUACAGACUAUGAUCCAGGUAGAGGGGGUUAUGGAAAAUUAGUUCAGAAAGAGUUGGAAGCUCAGAGGCAGCUUGUGGAUUAUGGUGCUGGAUCGUUGGGCACUUUCCCACCUGUCAUGGCACCUCAAUAUGGUAGACAAGGUGGAAAUCAUGGUCAUGGGGGUUCUUAUCGGCACAACAGAGAUUAUAAUCGGAAAAGAUAUCGAGAUGAUGAUCGUCGUUAUGAGAGCUCCAAGAGGCACUCGGACAAUGACUCACGGAAGAACACUGAUCACGAAUCCCGACCGGAAAAGAAUCCAAGGUUUCGUGAGAGUGGCGACUCUGAUGACGAAGAGGAAGAUGAUGGAAAGCGACGAAACUAGCAAGAUUUACUGUCAUCUCACCAACAACUUACGUUAUUAAUUUUUGUUAAUUUUUAUAGCUUAGUUUGUGCAUUUGGUCGUGUUACAGUAAGCAGGCGAGUAACUGAGUUGUAUGUCUUAACACAAGUGAUUUUAUGCCAAAUGAACCAAAUACUUCUUUGCUUCCA